Penaeus chinensis is the source of this 552-nucleotide messenger RNA. RefSeq lists its product as uncharacterized. The record is from RefSeq and is a predicted model, not a curated record. The transcript has a single exon. Lineage: Eukaryota; Metazoa; Arthropoda; Malacostraca; Decapoda; Penaeidae. Bases 1 to 552 code for a protein of 183 amino acids.
AUGAUUGGAGGUAGGUUUGAAGCACUGCUGGAAGUAGAAGAGAAUGAUUUGCAACAUUUAACUUCUGAAUUCUCUAAAGGUAUGGACGAGAUAGCAAUGGAAGUUCUAGGAAAGGCACGAACGAGAAAACAACCCUGGAUGACACAAGGUAUUUUGGACGCAUGUGACAGAAGGCGUGAACUAAAGGCGAGAAAGUUCAAAGACAGCGACACGGAAAAGGAGUAUAGAAAUGCUAACAUCAUGGUCAGCAAAGAAAUCAGGAAAGCGAAGGAAGCAUUUCUAGAACAAAUAUGCCAAGAAAUAGAACAAGGAUUUGAAGGAAAUAACAGCAAAAAGACUUUUGACACAAUCAAACAGCUGAACAGAGAGAAAUGUGCAAGACAGUCAGUUAUAGAAGAUAAAAAUGACAAUCUUUUUACAGAAAGUAGUAUGAUCCAGGAGCGCUGGACUGAAUAUGUGAAAGAGCUAUACAGGUACCCAAUCCAGACUAGCCCAGAGAUUAUAAAAGAACCACUAAAGAUGCUGACCCUGACAUCACAAGAAGAGAAAUAA